AUGAGAAGAGAAGGGCUUACAUUGCCAAUCUUAAGACCGGCACUUCCCGAGGUUAGAACAGCAGCAACAACGCCAGAUGCCACACAUAAACCAAAACAGCGGUUAUCGAAACAACUAUCCAUGUGCGAGACACCACGAGACGUUGCUUGGGAAAGAAGAAGGCGUCAGAUGAUAAUGAUUCAGGAGAAGAAGCUGCUUCACAAGGGCGUUUCAGACAAUCUUAGUGAGCAGACGAAACUAACAGAUGAGGAUUUAAACGAGCUUAAAGGAUCGAUUGAGCUUGGUUUCGGGUUCAAUGAAGAAGCAGGACAAAAGCUCUGCAAUACAUUACCAGCUCUAGAUCUUUACUUUGCAGUGAAUCGCCAGCUCUCGCCUCUCCCUUCACCUAGCAGCAGCCGUAGCAGCAGCGCAUCUGCCCAAUUUGCAUCUUAUGCAGGGUUAUUUUGUACAGCGAAAACUGAUUGGAUUCCUGAGAAUCAGACACACAAACUCCGGCAUCGGCGAACUGAACUAACUCCGAUACUCAAAACCCACUUCAAAAACAUGGCUCCUGACGCUUCUACUGCUCUUGCAGCGAGGGAGAAAGUUCAGCAAUUCCUGAAUGCAGCUUGUACCGGAAACCUUGAUUUCCUCAAGAAGGUUGCUCAGCAACUUGAUGAAGGAAAAGGCCUUACGAAGACUGUUGAGAGUAUCAAAGACGCAAACAAACGUGGGGCGCUUCAUUUCGCUGCAAGAGAAGGACAAACUGAAAUAUGCAGAUACCUCCUCGAAGAGCUGAAACUUGACGCUGACACAAAAGACGAAGCUGGGGAUACUCCACUUGUUCAUGCUGCGAGGCAAGGACAGAUUGCAACGGCGAAGUAUCUUUUAGAUCACGGAGCCGAUCCUAACAUCGCAAGCGAACUAGGAGCCACGGCGUUGCAUCAUGCGGCUGGGACAGGGGAAAUCGAGUUGCUAAAGGAACUGCUAUCUAGAGGUGUACCCGUUGAUUCUCAAAGCGAGUCUGGCACGCCAUUAAUCUGGGCUGCUGGCCACGACCAAAAAGAAGCUGUGGAAGUCUUGUUACAACACAACGCUGAUCCUAAUGCUGAGACGGAGGACAACAUCACGCCGUUGUUAUCUUCAGUGGCAGCUGGUUCUCUCGCUUCCUUAGAGCUGUUGGUCAAGGCGGGUGCUAAAGCUAAUGUUUUUGCUGGUGGUGCAACUCCGUUGCAUAUUGCCGCUGAUAUUGGAGAUCUCGAGUUGAUUAACUGUUUACUUAAAGCUGGGGCUGAUCCGAAUCAGAAAGACGAGGAAGGCAAUAGGCCAUUGGAAGUUGCAGCUGCAAGAGAGAACAGAAAGGUUGUUGAGACGCUCUUCCCGUUGACAACUAAGCCCGACUCUGUUUCUGAUUGGACAGUAGAUGGGAUUCUCGCUCACAUGGAAUCAAACAAAGAACUGGGACGAGAGGAAAACUCAAGCAAGGCAAAAUCCGGGACUGAGAUCAAGAAAGAUCUUCCUGAGGUCUCCCCAGAAGCAAAGGAGAAAGCCGCAGAAGCGAAAGCGAGAGGACAAGACGCGUUCCACAGAAAGGAUUUCCAGAUGGCCAUUGACGCGUACACACAAGCAAUUGAUUUUGACCCGACGGACCAUACCUUAUUCUCAAACCGAAGCCUCUGCUGGUUGCGGUUAGGACAAGCUGAGCAUGCCUUAUCGGAUGCUAAAGCCUGCAGAGAACUUAAACCCGAUUGGCCUAAAGGUUGUUUCAGAGAAGGCGCUGCUCUUCGUUUGCUACAGCGAUUUGACGAGGCAGCCAAUGCUUUUUACGAGGGAGUGUUGCUUAGCCCUGAAAGCAAAGAGCUCAUUGAUGCAUUCAGAGAAGCGGUAGAUGCCGGAAGGAAGUUUCACGGCAAGGACAAGAUUGAGGCCAAAUCAUAAGUUAUCUUUCGUGAGAUGGCUCUAUUUAGUAGUAUCUGUAUGAAGUUUUGAUCUGCUUCUUACUUUGAUCUAUCCCUUUGAUCUAUCCCUUAUGCAGUUGCCUAGUUUUUACUUUAUGUACUAUAAACUUCAUGAACAAAGUUUUGUUUGUGCUCACAUUUUUGGUAAUCCAGUUAUCACUUUAUUCAUAAGUAUAACUUACAAGUUACGGAUCUAUCUUUUACUUCUUCAGCAAUUGACAAACGCGUACUUGACAAUUUAGUGCCCACGAGCAUAUCCUUGACCUUGACCGUUGGUGUCGAGCUGUUUGAAAACGCCGUCGUCCAAGUCCAAACCGCCGUUACUGCAUUGAUCCACGAUUCUCACAGUAGCUUGUGUUCCGGUCGCAGUAUUCGUCACCUGCGUCAUGGCCAUAACAAAACAAACUAUGAGCCUAACAAAAGAUUUUACUGGGCUUAGUUCCAAUAAUAUGUCGCCCAUAAAAGCCCACUAGUUUGAGCUUACCCAAUCAAAAUUUGAGCCCAACAAAAGAUUUUACUGGGUUUAGUUCGAAUUAUUUCGAGCCCAU
Molecule: messenger RNA, 2485 nt
Organism: Thlaspi arvense
Lineage: Eukaryota; Viridiplantae; Streptophyta; Magnoliopsida; Brassicales; Brassicaceae
Source: the annotation of a GenBank genome assembly